This is a messenger RNA of Chilo suppressalis (striped riceborer), 6142 nucleotides long. NCBI's taxonomy places the organism in Eukaryota, Metazoa, Arthropoda, Insecta, Lepidoptera, Crambidae. The record is from the annotation of a GenBank genome assembly.
CGCGACGCAACAGUGACGCCCGUCCACACCUGUCACUCGAAACUGUGACUCGCGUCUGCUGUACGUUGUCGCGCCGGAAAUAGGAAGUGCAGUGACUGUUCUAAUUUUAAACUUUAUUUGAACUUCGGACGUUUUCUUUUUUUGUUUUCGUGAGCAAUCCACAGGCAAUUGGAGAAUUAGUUGGGGACUAUUUGUAUUCGGUGCCCGCGAACCCGUGAAACAUCGGCACGUAAAGAGGAUUAGAUCUCGUUGAAGAGUUGACACUUUCUCUGGUACAGCACGCGCCCGCCGUUCCCACGGUCAUCCGUGCGGAGAUAACGUAGGGGGAAAACAAGAUGAGCCACGUUCAACCAGGGACCAGGCACAAAUGUUUCAGGUAAUCCAGUAUGAAUCGAGCGGCGACGGGCAAACCGGCGAGGGUCCGGUUAAAACUAGCAUGGUGUUUGCUGCUAGCAUGGUGUCUACAAACAGUCACAGCCAACAGGCCGCCGCGUUUUCUGAUCGAUGGCCAGUCAGAAAUAGUGGUGAGACUGAAAGAGGGACCAGAAACGCCUGUUGGCAGUCUCAUAUACCGACUCAAAGGUGUUGACCCCGAUGGGGACACAUUAAGAUUCGGAUUGAGAGACCAAGUGGGUAGUGAUAUUAUAAGAAUAGAAGCCAUUUCAUCCAACGAAGCAAAUAUUUAUUUAGUUAAGGAAUUAGAUAGAGAGGUCCGAGAUGAAUACUCUUUUGUCCUUACUUUGACUGACGGACACUUGGGCGAAGGCAACUUCGUCACGCAAAGCUUUUUGUUGUUAGUCGAAGACGUUAACGACAACGAACCAAUAUUCAAACCGUACCCUACGGCAAUCACAGUCAAAGAAAACUCAGCACCCGGCAUAAUAGCAACUGUAGAAGCGACCGAUCUAGACGAAGGAGCCUAUGGACAAGUUCUGUAUCAUUUACAAGAAGUCGACGGAGAUGUAGAAAACUUCUCCGUGCAAACCGUUAAUGGUAAAGGAGUGAUCAGAUUGUUAAGUAGUUUGGACUACGAACGUAAAUCGUUGUAUCAACUGCGAGUGUUAGCUGUGGAUCGAGCGAAUAAAGGACGAGUGAACACUGGCACUGCAGCGAUAUUGGUGAAGGUCAAGGAUCAGGAAGACCAGCCCCCUGAGUUUGUGGUGGCGAGUCCUGUCACAAGAAUAAGUGAAGAUGCACCUGUGGGGACAUCGGUUUUACAAGUUCGUGCUAUUGAUGGCGACAGAGGUAUCAAUAACAGAAUAUCAUACAGCAUCAUCUCCGGUGGGGAAGAACACUUUGACAUUGAUAGCAGUUCAGGAAUUGUCUACACUAUCAACCAACUUGAUAGAGAAGACCCUAACAACAGCAAUGGAGCUUAUAUUCUGGAAAUAUUGGCUACUGAAGAAUCACGAGCAGUCUCACCCAUGCCAAGUGCUACUACAGAAGUGACAAUCAUAGUAACUGAUGUCAAUGAUGAAACUCCAAGGUUCCGAAGUGAAAGGUAUAUAGGAGAAGUGUUGGAGAAUGCUCAACAAAACACACCAAUAACUUUCCUGAAAGAUGCCAUACCUGAGGUGUAUGAUUAUGAUCAGGGUAAGAACGGAACAUUUGAAUUAUACCUGCAAGGUGAUAAUGGUGUUUUUGAUGUAACACCUUUUAAGGGUAUAAAUGAGGCUUCCUUUUUGAUAAGAGUAAAUGAUGCAUCAUUUUUGGAUUAUGAAAGUGUUACAGUAAUGAACUUCAGUCUAGUCGCCAAAGAAACUGUUGCCAAAGAUCCUAAAAUGAGUAUUGUACCAAUCAUGGUUCACAUCAAAGAUGAAAACGAUAAUUUCCCUGAGUUCACUGAAUCUCUGUACAUGGUGUCUGUACCUGAGAACUGUGGAGUAGGUACGACUGUAGCCUGGGUGCAAGCGCUCGAUCAAGAUUCUGAUAAUUAUGGGACAAGAGGCAUUAGAUAUACUAACCUCGGUGGGAGCAUUGCUAAUUUAUUACACCUCAACCCGAUAUCUGGGGUAAUAACUGUAAAGCAAGCGGGUGGCGAUAGUUUCGAUCGGGAAUUGGUCUCCCGCCACUACCUAACUGUGGAGGCUAGAGAUGACUUAGGCAGAGGUAACAGGAACACAGUCCAGCUGAUCAUCAACAUAGAGGACGUUAAUGAUAACGCUCCAAUGUUCCUGGCUAAUAAAUACGAGGCGAGGUUGCUAGAAAACGAGAGGCAAUUCGAAAAUCCGCUCGUUUUAGAGGCCAGAGAUAUAGAUUUGAACGGUACUAAAAAUAGUCACAUCGAGUAUUCCAUAGUAGGUGGUGAUUACAAAAACAAUUUCUCAAUAGAUCCCAAUUUAGGCAUCAUUACACCUGUUGGAAAAUUAGAUUUCGAGCAAAUACCCGGCGACAACGGCAACAUUAGACCUAUACAUCUAACGGUAAGAGCUCGUGAUUUCGGUGUGCCGGCGCUGUCUUCUACGGUGCCCGUCACAAUUUACGUUCAAGACGUGAACGAUCAUGCGCCGAUGUUCCAGCAAAUGAUCUACAAGAGAUCUAUACCAGAAGACAUGCCUGGAGGGACGAGUGUUUUAGAGGUGAAAGCUCGCGAUGCAGACGGUUCAUCGCCCAACAAUCGCGUAGUUUAUCGAAUCCAACGCGGCGCAAGCGAUAAGUUUGUCAUCGACAGUCGUACGGGUGUAGUCUCCGUCGCCAACGGGUCUUCCUUGGACCCGGACAAGACCAAUCCCAAGAGCAAUCGAUACACCCUCACUGUGGUGGCGCUAGAUGGCGGUAUUGGGGAACAUCAGUUAUCUGCGGCGGUGCUCGUAAACAUCACGAUAGUGGACGUGAACAAUAAACCGCCCGUUUUACACGAGCCCGGCGCCAUCGCGGUUAGAGAGAACACAGAGGUCGGUACCCUCAUUUACCACGCUCAAGCUUACGAUCCUGACGAACAACCGGUUCUGAGGUACACUUUAGAUAAAGCAAACAGCCUGGCGAGAGACGAUGAUGGAGUGCUUAUACCUCCGGCAGAAUACGACUAUCUCUCACUUUGGGAACUGAAUUCAGUUGACGGAACACUGAGGGUUGUGAGAUUACUCGACAGGGAAAAAGUAGAAGUUUUAAAACUGAUGAUAACAGUCGAAGAUAUGGCCGCUAUAGACGGUGGUCCUAGACAAACUGCCUCGGCUACACUCACUAUACUAGUGGAAGAUGAAAACGAUAACAACCCGAGGUUUCGGAAACCGUACUAUCGAUUUUCUAUACCAGAAAAUUCUAAAAACGCAGCUUACAUAGGCACAGUCACCGCAGACGAUGCAGACAAGAAUCGCACUAUGACGUACUACCUUGAAGGUCCGGAAGAGCUACUAAGUAUGGUGCAUCUAGAAAAGAGUUCCGGUGAAAUAGUUGUCGCUAACAAAAUCGACCACGAAAUGUAUCCUUGGAUCAACCUCACUGUUAAAGCUGUGGACAGUGGCGUUCCACCACGAUACUCCGUAGCUGACUUAUUUAUACAGGUGUUGGACGAAAAUGACAACAAUCCCGUAUUCGAGACAUCCUCGUUCGAGUAUCGAGUAUCAGAAGCGGUAGAGCCUGGAACCACAAUCACCAAUGUAGUUGCCAAAGAUGCAGAUUCCGGCGAAUACGGGAAGAUAACAUACCUCCUAGACAGGAUGUCCACGCAGGGUAAGUUCCUAAUCAACCCAGACACCGGUGCUCUAACCGUGUCAGAAUGGUUAGACCGCGAGACGCAGCCUUCAUACAACCUCGUGGUGGAAGCGUGGGACAAUUAUCAGUUCGGUUACCUCAGCGGUGAGAGUAGGAACGCGUUCAAGCAAAUCGUGGUCCACGUGGAAGAUGUGAAUGAUAACGCACCAGUGCUCCAAAUACCCGAAGAUUGCACCACAAUCACUGAAUUCCAUAACCACCGCGAGCCGAUACUGGUUGUCUCUGCCACCGACGCUGAUGAUAACGCAUCGCCUAAUGGAAGAGUACAAUUCCAUCUGGUUGCUGGAAAAGGACACGAGCUAUUCCGCUUCGAACAAGUGGGCGGUGAAGCGAACACUGGCCGGCUAUUCGCACGGCAAUCUCUCAAAGAUCGUUUCGGCAACUACACAUUGAUCGUUGAAGCGAGGGAUCUGGGAAUACCCGCAAAUUCUGUGCGGGGUGAACUGAGACUCUGUGUCACUGAUUAUAACGACCACGCGCCCGUAUUCGUGCAUCCCCCACAAAACGUCACCAUCAAAGUUCCAGAGAACGCAACUAUAGGCACUCAAGUCGUAGAAGUGAGAGCCAUAGACGCGGAUAUAGGUCCGAACGGUGCUGUCAGAUACCGCGUGAGACAAGACGCGGGCGGUGCUUGGAGAACUUUCUCAGUCCACGCAACUACCGGGAUAUUGAAGACUUCACUGCCUUUAGACAGAGACAAGCAAACCACUUACCAGCUGAGAAUAGAGGCCUACGACUUAGGAUUGCCGACGCCCCUUAGCUCAGACUUGGAUCUCACAAUCUACGUACAGAAUGUAGACAGUUACCGCCCCAGAUUUCCAUACAAGAUGUUCAAUAUUAACGUGACCGAAAACUUGCCCAAGUAUGAAGUGUACUUGCCCAGCGUGAUCGAAAGAGACGCUAUAGACCGAGGCGACGAACCAGUGUUGCCAGUGUGCUAUUAUAUCGUGGAGGGGAAUGUGGGAAACGCCUUUGAACUGCAGAGAAGUACGCAUAAAUUGUCAACAGUGCAGCCAUUGGAUCGUGAACAAAUAUCUUUCUACAAUCUAACUAUCCUGGCUACAGAAGACUGCGUAAUUUCUCCCAACUACCAAGCCGACGUGGAUGGAGUCAGUUCUCUCAGAGUUCUCAUCGAAGUGAACGACAUCAAUGACAACCCGCCGAGAUUCACAAGGAAGAUAUUUACAGGCGGUGUCACUACCGAAGCGGACUUCGGAAUCGAGUUCAUGCACGUAAAGGCGGAAGACAUCGACAUAGGUGACAAUGCGAAGAUAACAUACUACCUCAUGGGCGAAGUGAAGGAAACCUUAACUGAAGGCCUGGAGAACUUGGCGGUAUCACCGUUCCUGGUCAACGUGGACAGUGGCGCCAUCUCUCUAAACUUUGACCCGCAGAAAGGGAUGAAGGGCUAUUUCGAUUUUAAGGUGCUAGCAAACGACACCGGCGGGUUGCGCGACGAAGCUCACGUAUUCAUAUACCUACUACGCGAAGACCAACGCGUACGCUUUGUAUUACGAUCGCACCCGUCCGAAGUCAGAGACAAGAUACACAUAUUCCGGGACCGUCUUGCUCGCGUUGCCGAUGCAGUUGUCAACAUCGACGAUUUAAGAGUCCACGAGAAUAAAGACGGUUCGGUGGAUAAUACCAAGACUGAUCUGUACUUGCAUCUGGUGAACGGCCAAGACCAUUCGGUGAUGGAGGUGGAACAAGUGCUGAAGAUUGUCGACAAGAAUAUAGAGCAGCUGGAUGAUCUGUUUAAGGAGUUCAACGUGCUGGACACCCAGCCAGCUGAAUACCAGCCUUUAAGAGCUGAAGCAGCUUCAUCUAACCAAGCCGUUUUCUGGCUAGUAUGGACAGCGUUAUUCCUGGCCGUACUGCUGGUACUGUCACUGCUAGUCUGUGUCACGCAGAGAGCAGACUACGCGCGCAAACUGAAAGCAGCCACCGCCACCGCAUACUCUACCCCAACCGCCGGCGAAUCGGACAUGACCAUUCGGAGCACCGCAGGCCGAGUGCCAAACACGAACAAGCACAGCACGAAAGGCUCCAACCCGAUAUGGCUGCACGCCUACGAGAAUGAUUGGUACAAAUCCGACGACCAAUUGAGCCAUUCAGAACGAGAUUCGCUCGACGAAAACGCAGUAGACCAAGACUUGUCGAACGAAAAGCCUUAUUUCAUAACAACAGGCGCUUUCCCCUCCAUAGACUCCAACGAAACCGAAGUACCAAACAACCAAGCCAAAUACGAUUUCUACCAGCAACUAGAACAAAUGAAGAACGCCAAAAACAUGGAGACAACUGAGCUGUAAACAAGAUGUGUUAGUUACGUCAUUAUUAGAUAUUAUAAUGUGCCUAUGUAAAUUAUGUACCUUUCUGAAUGUUUUUUGUAAGAUUUUAUAAAAUAAUAAUGAAACGGAUUUCCUCUUAA